AUGGUCACUUUCACAAAAGCAAGCAUAGUAGCUGUGCUGCUGCACUAUGCCACGGCUCAAUUCGUUCCCCCGCCGACCGACCUAACUACAAAAGAAGGUAAUGCUGGAAUAAACGUGCGAUACAAGAAAGUGCCACCUGGUAUCUGUGAGCAGGAUCCAAAUGUGAAAAGUUAUUCUGGAUAUGCUGAUGUCGGUGAGCAUGAACACAUUUUCUGGUGGUUUUUUGAGACCAGAAAUGGCAACCCCGAGGAUACACCUCUCACAGUUUGGAUUAAUGGCGGGCCUGGCUCAUCUUCGAUGCUUGGCCUAUUUCAAGAACUUGGACCUUGUGGAGUAGACUACGAUGGCAACGUAUACAACAAUCCCCAUUCGUGGAGCAAUGUCAGCAACAUGCUCUUCAUAGAUCAGCCAGCAACCACCGGACUUUCAUAUACGAUCCCUAUUCCAGGCUACACCAAUAGCGAUGGGUUGAUCAUUCAAUUGCCGAAUAACACAUGUCCCGACUAUGCACAGAAAUCCGGAACAUGCGGAACCUACUCGAAGCCAGAUAUUUCUCUCGUGCCAAAUUCAACAGCAAGUGCUGCUCCUAACAUGUGGAAAACACUGCAGGGGUUCAUGGGGGCAUUUCCACAGUAUUCAAAGAAUGGCUUGAACUUCGCGACCGAGAGUUACGGAGGCCAUUAUGGACCAGUUUUCAACACGUACAUACUAAAGCAGAACGCCAAAAAGAUUCCGGGUUCAGUCCAUAUCGACCUCAAAAAUGUUCUCAUUGGAAAUGGUUGGUUCGACCCAUUGAUUCAAUACCAAGCAUAUUACAACUUCUCUGUCUUCCCCGGAAACACAUAUGACUAUGAUCCAUACAAUGAGUCCAUCAAAGCGGAAUGGUACAACAAUCUCUAUGGUGAAGGAAACUGUGUCGAUCAAACCCGGGAGUGUUAUGCGACCGGGAGAAACGAUAUCUGUUCAGCAGCAGAUAAUUUUUGCGCCAGUCUAGUUGAGUCAAUGUACGACAACUACUCCGGCCGGGACGAGUACGAUAUGCGUGAAUUAGCCUCGGAUCCAUUUCCCUACAAUUUCUAUUCAGACUACCUCAACACACCAAAGGUUCAAGCCGCCAUUGGCGCGUACCAAAACUUUUCCUCUUCCUCCUCGACAGUCGGCACUAGUUUCUCUAGCACAGGAGAUGACGAUCGGAUGUCUGGCACAAUUGGCGAUGUGCAAAAAUUGUUGAAGGCGGGCGUUCAAGUGACGAUGUAUUUUGGUGAUGCGGACUUUAACUGCAACUGGCUUGGUGGCCAAGUCAUUGCGGACGAAAUAGAUGCCCCUGGCUACUUAAAAGCAGGUUUUGUGAAUCUCACUACGUCGGACGGGAUCGUUCAUGGACAAGUUCGACAAAGCGACUUGUACAGUUUCAUCAGAAUAUACGAAUCAGGCCAUGAAGUCCCAUUCUAUCAGCCCCUAGCUGCGUUAGAGUUUUUCGAAAGGGCGAUAUUCAGGAAAGACAUCGCGACUGGAAAGCAGAAAGUCACUCAACAUGGAGGGCACCGCACUGUGGGAACUGCAACCAGUGACUAUCGAGAGGGCAAUGGUACGAUCGUUUUCCAGAACCUUCCUAGCAAUGCUACCUACAAUACUACUCUCAACGGACCAAAUCCCCAAUUUCUCUGA
This is a messenger RNA of Penicillium angulare, 1668 nucleotides long. RefSeq names its product Peptidase S10 serine carboxypeptidase. Gene Ontology annotation, molecular function: serine-type carboxypeptidase activity. Bases 1 to 1668 code for a protein of 555 amino acids. Gene Ontology annotation, biological process: proteolysis. Gene Ontology annotation, cellular component: fungal-type vacuole. The record is from RefSeq and is a predicted model, not a curated record. The transcript is spliced from 6 exons. Lineage: Eukaryota; Fungi; Ascomycota; Eurotiomycetes; Eurotiales; Aspergillaceae.